Molecule: messenger RNA, 1587 nt
Organism: Pseudo-nitzschia multistriata
Lineage: Eukaryota; Bacillariophyta; Bacillariophyceae; Bacillariales; Bacillariaceae
Source: the annotation of a GenBank genome assembly
UCAUACUAUCAUCACUCCUGGUGGCUCCAAGAUCCAUCGGACGCUUGUGUCGUGUUCCGUAAGGUACGUACUCGUACGUAUGUACGGUGCGUACGGUACAAAUUCCGGUUCCAUCCAGUAGCGUAAACCAACUUGAUGCAUCGUUCCACAAUCAAACCAAAACACACAUAUCCCCGGCAACCAUGAGAGGAAUCGUUUCUUCCAGAAGCAGAAGCAGAAGCAGAAUCACAAUCAGUGGCACGAGUCCUACUUGCAGCGUCCAUUUACUCCCCCGCUGGUCUCCGGCUCUCCUCUCGCUCUGCUUGCUGUUGCUGGUGCUGUUGCUGAUCGCCCCGGUUCCGUCCCACUCCUUUCGCCCGAUCCCCCCCACCCCGGCGUCUCCAGCACUCCGCUCGGAAGCGAGCAGCGACAAGACCAGCGCCGCAAUGGCCAGCAACGACAGCGCGAGCAAGCCGCCGCCCCUGUCGGUGGGUUUCAUCGGGUGCGGAACGAUUGCCUCGAGCAUCGCCAGGGGCCUCGUCCUCGCCUCAAAAAACGGGGGCGGAAGUGGCAGCGGCAGCGGCAGCGUGGACCUCGGAUCGAUCGUCGUCUCCCGGAGAUCGGAAUCCAGGUCGGAAGCCCUCGCGAGGGACCACGGGGAACUGGUGUCGGUCACGGAAGACAACCAAGAAAUCCUCGAUCGGUGCGACCUCGUCUUCCUGACGGUCCUCCCCCAGCAAGCCUCGCCGGUUCUGCGGGACCUGUCCUUCGAUCCGGACCGGCACGUCCUCGUAUCGUUGGUGGUGAGUAUUCUGUUGCCUAGUGGUUUUUCGGUGCUGUGCUAUGUUGUGCUGGGAUGUGCUACCAGCUGUGAUGCACCGUAAUCUAACUGUCCGCUUCCCGUAUUCUGCUCUGCCGACAUUUUUCUCUCUCUCAUCCAAAUCCAAUCGAAUCGCUCGUUUCGAUCCCUCCCGCCGUUGCCAGUCCACGGCAAACCUGGAAGAUCUGGUGAGGGAUUCCGGGCUGGGCCCGUCCAGCGUCUCGAAAAUGAUCUGCCUGCCCUCGAUUGCCAACCACAAGGGCGUGGCCCUGCUCUGCUGCGGCGAGACCACCGGUCCCACCAAGGAUUCCCUGGUGCAGCUCUUUGGUGCCAUGGGCGGGGUCGUCGCCCUGGACACCGAGGCGGACCUGGAGGCUUGUAUGGUCACCACCUGCACCAUGGGACCGCUCUACGGGACCAUGAAGAACCAGCGCGACUGGCUUCUGAAGAAGACCGGCUCGCUGUCGAAGGAGGACGCGACGUUUCUGGUCAUCAAGCAGUUCGCGGGAGCCAUCUCCGAUGCCGAGAGUGCGACGAUGUCGUCCGGUGGCGGCGGGGAGAAUUCCCUGGAAACCAGGCUGGAGGACCUGAUCGAGGAACAGACCCCGGGAGGCCUGAACGAGCAGGCCCUGAAAAACUACGGCCGGGUCCUGGGGGGCUUCGAGAACCUGCAGCAACCGGUCAUGGAUGCCAUACUGAGCCGCAUUCGGGGCGAAACCGAUGGGAACAUCGAGAAAAAAUAACACUACUAUAGAUGAUACAAAAGAAAACAAAACAAAACCAAGUGA